CCCAAUUUUUAAAUUUUAUUUGCUUAUUAAAAACAUAAAAAACAAUUUACAUAUUUACAUUUUUGAUAUAAAUAGCUAUAAUUCUUUUCUCAAAUAUUAAACGUGGAAAUUGGUGAUUUGAAUUCAUUUUACAUAUGUAUGUCUAUACACAACGAAAGUAAUUGUAUUGUACUUGUUCAUUUGUAAACACUUAAUACAAUAAAACUUUAAUUUUGUGAAUGUGAUAUAUGAUGUAAUAAUAACCUGGUAAAGUAAGUAAACAAUUAUCCCUUUCUCGUACUUGUCCUUAGCAAAUGGUGUUGUUUUUAUUCACAUAAGUUCCUAUGUUUUCAUUUAAAUCUUUGUAAAAAGGGUAAACUUAUAAAUUUUCUUGAACGAGGAUAAUAUGUAAGCAUCACUUGAGAUUCUUCAAUGUUUGUUGACUUGUCAUUCUGUUAAAAAUUAAAUUCUAUUCGGCAUUUUAGUUUGCUUGGUUAUCUCGUGAUUGCAUAUUUCCGAUCAAAAACAAAAUUGUCAUCAAACUAUGGCUUUUUUAGUACUUGGCGAGAAAUUUACAGAUCUUGACGAUCUGAAUGACAGGGUAACAGAGCAUGAAACAGAAGCCCAACAAAUAUAUAUCGUACGCAAUUAUUGUACUAUUGAAAAACAGUAUCCAAACGACACUAGAGUAAAUAGAAAAUUAGUGUAUUCGGUUUUACAAUUACGCUGCAAACAUGGACCAAAAUCACGUGAAUCGCAAGCUACAGGGCUUCGAAAAAGCCGAAGUUUGAAGCUGAACUGUCCAGCAUUUAUAAAUUUCACUUUGUCGAAAGAUAGACAAUCGUUGGCUAUAAGUAGUCUGAAUCUUGAUCAUAAUCACGAGAAUUUCUACGAUACUCUGCCUGAGGUUCGUAGAUUAUCUGAGAAAGAAAGUCGAAAGGUAGCACGACUUGUAAAUGACCUCGGGUCAAGCAAAAGAAAAAUCAUGAUCGAAAUCUAUGAAAACUCAAAAAAACGAGUCACAAGAAAAGAUAUCGAUAACAUUUGCGCUAUAUAG
Molecule: messenger RNA, 1036 nt
Organism: Ceratitis capitata (Mediterranean fruit fly)
Lineage: Eukaryota; Metazoa; Arthropoda; Insecta; Diptera; Tephritidae
Exons: 3
Coding region: 524-1036 (170 amino acids)
Source: RefSeq, a predicted model, not a curated record